This is a messenger RNA of Aureococcus anophagefferens, 735 nucleotides long. RefSeq lists its product as hypothetical. Gene Ontology annotation, cellular component: U2-type spliceosomal complex. Gene Ontology annotation, molecular function: metal ion binding. The annotation marks the transcript as partial. The transcript has a single exon. Lineage: Eukaryota; Pelagophyceae; Pelagomonadales; Pelagomonadaceae. Gene Ontology annotation, biological process: snoRNA splicing. The record is from RefSeq and is a predicted model, not a curated record.
AGCGACGACGACGACCGCAUGCAGGGCGCCGCGGUCUUCGCGAGCAGCCGCGACGUCGCGCCCGUCGAGCACCGCGGCGGCGCGUUCGCGCACCAGGACUUCGACACGGACAAGGACCAGGACGCGCGGGCGCUCCUCCGCCGCAAGUUCGAGCUCCAGGAGGCGGGCGCGACGAACGACGAGACGGGCCUCUACCAGGGCCAGGCUGGCUACAAGUCCUACGUGAAGCUCAACGAGGCGCAGAUCGGCGCGAACAAGUACACGGGCACCAAGGGCCCCAUCCGCGCGCCGUCGUUCGUGCGCAACACGUGCCGCUUCGACUACCAGCCCGACGUGUGCAAGGACUACAAGGACACGGGCUUCUGCGGCUACGGCGACUCGUGCAAGUUCAUGCACGACCGCGGCGACUACAAGACGGGCUGGCAGCUCGAGGCCGAGUACCAGCGCCAGAAGGAGCGCGACAAGGAGCGCGAGAUGCUCGGCAAGCUCGGCGAGCCCGACAGCGACGACGAGCGCGAGGCGAACAAAUUCCGCGUGGGCGCGGGCGCCGAGGAGCUGCCCUUCGCGUGCCACCUGUGCCGCGGGCCCUUCAAGGACCCCAUGAUGACGACCUGCGGCCACUACUACUGCGCGUCGUGCGCGUCGUCCCACUUCCGCGAGAAGAACACGCGCUGCCCCAUCUGCGAGAAGCAGACCUACGGCAUGCUCAACGCCGCGCCGAAGCUCCGGGCCAAG